AUGGGUGUUGCGGCAUGGAGGAUUGGAGAAGCACAUUUGCCUGAAGACCCCGUGAUUGACUUGGGCAAUGUAUGUUGUGGCAUGGAGGAUUGGAGAAGCGGUUUGCCUGAAGACCCCGUGAUUGACAUUGCAGAAUCUAGGACCAUGAGUUCUGGACCGGAAUCUACGAUAUACCACCACACACAGUUUCUUGGGGGCACUGCAGGUACAAACAUGGAGGAACAGAUACCCGGACUGCCUGAAAACCUGAGGAAUAUGGACAAUGUGGCAUAUAGAACCAUGCCUCUUGGAACACUUCCAUCCGGAUCAAAAUCCGACAAAGAGACACAGAUUUUUCAAAGCAUUUUGUGUUCUAAUAUGGAGGAGUCAUCGAAUAUACGACAAAGGGAUACAUAUUCUUCAAAGCGAUCUGUGCUUUGA
This is a messenger RNA of Ilex paraguariensis (yerba mate), 420 nucleotides long. The record is from the annotation of a GenBank genome assembly. NCBI's taxonomy places the organism in Eukaryota, Viridiplantae, Streptophyta, Magnoliopsida, Aquifoliales, Aquifoliaceae.